Molecule: messenger RNA, 3216 nt
Organism: Cygnus olor (mute swan)
Lineage: Eukaryota; Metazoa; Chordata; Aves; Anseriformes; Anatidae
Gene: MLIP
Product: muscular LMNA interacting protein
Exons: 15
Coding region: 1-2916 (971 amino acids)
Biological process (GO): negative regulation of transcription by RNA polymerase II
Cellular component (GO): PML body; nuclear envelope; sarcolemma
Molecular function (GO): transcription corepressor activity; lamin binding
Source: RefSeq, a predicted model, not a curated record
AUGUACUGCAUGAGAAGAAAAUAUGAGCUCUUCUUCAGUUUUGUCACACACAUUUCUUCACUGCUUUUUGAAGUUCCUUUUUUAUUUUUCUCCAAGCUGUGUUAUGGACAGCAGACUGGGGAAGGAGACAGUCAAAUUACCAGCCCAGUGAGUUUUAUUAAUGAAGGACAGGCCACUUCUCAAGAAUCUGAAACCAAACCAUUGACUUUCACAUUUGUGCCAUCCAUCGGCCGACUUCCAACUCAUUUUGAGGUUGUAGAUGUCUCUAAGUUCCUUGUGACUAUUCCAGAGGAGCCAAAAGAUCUCAGCAAUCAAGAAAUUAUAAAUGAGUCUAACGUAGUCUCUGAUGAGCAGUCCUUAAAGAGCAGUGUCAGGCGAGACUGUGUGCCUGCCAUCCAUCCAGACAGCACCCAAACGGUUCUCCAGUCCCUGGGGUGUAACCCAAGCAAAGGAAAAAUGCAGGAGAACGACCUUUUUAAGGCUGAGUUUAUCCUGAUUACGGACUCCGGUGAUGAAGAUGAAGCAGCCGCUACCUCGAUCAACAUCCAAAGGCCUUCCAAUGGGUACGGUCCUAUCAGCGCCCAGCUGCUGGCUACAUCCCACAUUUCCCCUGGCACUGAGACAAGGAAGCCUGGUGAUGGGCAUCUUCCAGGUGCUGGGCUUUCCCACAGCACUGCUGAUCAGCAAAAACAGCAGUUAAUUUCUACUCUUUCCACCUCUGAUCAUCUUUCCUCUAAACCACCUGCUGUCCACUUAAUUUCUCCAACUAAUCUGAAAGUAGCGUGCGGUGCCAUGGUUAACCAGAAUCAAGCCUCUUCGCUGGAAGACUCCCAUAACAACUGGCAGUCAGCAAUCAGGUCUUCUAAGCAAGAUUCAUCUCUCUACUUUCAGUCUGCUUCCCAUAGUUCAGCCCCCUCCAUGUCUAAAAUAUCCUCCUGUGCAUCAAACAUUUGUUACUCCAGCCCUCAACUGUGCGAUAACCUGCAAACGCCAAGUCUCCAUAGCCCUGUCUGUGUUUGCAAAAUGGGAGACUUCACCACAUCUUCCAUUCCAGCAAAGAGUCCAAGUCUUUUCCCCAAACCUUCACAUUCAGCUGAAAUUCAAGGAUUAUCAUCCCAGCCUUUAUCCCCCAGUUCUUCCAAAAGAUUGAAAGCUUUAUCUCCCCUCCCUGUACGUAUAACUACACAUUCAUUAUCUCCUAGCCCUAAACCUUUGUCUCCACCCUCUCUUUAUGGCUCCUCUUCAACCGUAUGUAGUGUAAAUGAGCCUUGCACACAAAUGUCAUCUAGAGGAUAUUUAUUAAAGUCAGGAGUUAGAUCACCUCUGCCAACCAGACUAACUCUCUUAACUGCUAUUUUGAGAUCAGGCUCUUCUCAGCGGAGACCUCUUUCCCCUGCUUCUUGCCCCACGUUUUCUCCUAGCUCCCUUUGUUCCUCAACACUUGCAAUAGAUCAAAAGUGCAAAACAACUCCCCCAACCCGCAGAAAAUCUAUUUCAAGCCCCCCUGUUAGGCCAGAUUCUCCCAGCAGAGAGGAACAUUGGCCUUCAGGAUGGGCUCAGCAUGUGCCUUUACACUCCAAGCCUCAUCCUGCCCCCCGGGCAAGGUCCCUUUCUCCUAGAAAGCACCUUCCAGUCCGAACACCCUCUCCAGACUCCCGAAGUCCACAGUCAUCCCACAUCUCCUCCCAUAGAAAAUCAACUGCCUCUCCAGGUUGGCAGUCUAUGCUGCCUGCUCUGGCAGUGCCUCCUAGUGCCCCAGAACAUUAUUCCCUUGCACACCCAACCUCUCCUCCUCCUGAAGGCCUGCGUUAUCCUGCCUCCAGGUCCCAGGGACCUCAGAGGUGUCAGAGAGUGCACACUUACUCACCCAUCUUUACCUGCCAGUCAUAUCCUUUGCUUUCUCCCACCAGACUUAGCUGCACAUUUUCCCCCACCCGAGAAAAGCUGUUAUCUCCCUCCCCAAGUCUUUCGACUUCAACUUCUAGAUCUAAGUCAGAUUCAUCUCAAAAGUCUGCUCAGGAGCUGAGUACCCCCUCUCCUACGUCUUCAGGUGUCUCAAAGCAGUGGUCUCUCUCACGUCCUGAUUCUACUUCACCAGUUCCCCAAACUUGCAAUAUUAAUUCCCACCCACUGCAGCUUCAUUCUUCAUUGACACACAGAAGCUAUAGGUCUAAUUCCCAGUCUCCAAGACCUAAGCAAUCCGCCACCUCACCGGUAUUAAAGUGCAGAUCUCCUGUCUCAGACAAGUCACCAUGCACACUGCCAUCAAGACCCAGAGAGCUGACUUCACCUCAAUCUUUUUCCCUGCCUUCUGACCAUGAAAACAUCAAACCCAAGCAGUACAAGAUCAAGACAAGCUACAAGGCAUUUGCAGCAAUACCUACAAACACAUUACUUAUGGAACAGAAGGCAUUAGAAGAGCCAACCAAGACUGCUAGUGUGACUGAAGGCACUGCUUUGGACACUCAUUCAGAGAUGUGCUCCCCUGCCCAGCUCAGACAACAAACAGAAGAGCUAUGUGCUGUCAUUGAUCAAGUCCUGCAGGACCCAUUGACCAUGCGCCGAUGUGAAUCUUCUCCAAGUUUCCUGCAGAUGAACACAGAAUCAGAUGGUGGCAAGGUGUCAUCAACACUGCAGAGAGCAGCUGGACGCGAGACCAGAUAUGCCAACCUUUACAAAUCAACACCUAUGGUGGCAGAGAGUCAGAUGACAAAACCCGGUGUCAUUCGUCCUGUGCUGGUGAAAGCGAAGAGUGCACAGCAAAAGGAGGAGCCCUAUCAACCCAACCCUUUUAAAAGGUACCUUGAGGAAAUCAGUGAUCAAGAUAUUGAGCAGCCCAGUCAUCCCAUAGUGCCUAUUCCAGAAAAUGAAACACUCAGCUCUAAAGAGGUCACCAAUGAAAGAGGUUCUAUUUAGCUACAGUGCCCCAAAUUAGGAUCAAGAGCUAAAACCGUAGAGUAUUUUCAGACCUGUUCCUAUACUGACAAGGAAUCCAUGACACUAAUGUUAUUUAAAGCACCAUUUUUUAAAAAUUUGCUUCCAGUAUGCUAAUUGUAAAGCAGCAAUAACAAUAAAAUAUUCUUUCAUGAGAUAAUCUUAUGUAUUAGCAUAAUUAACCCCAGAGAUACACACAUGAAUGUGCCAUAUUUAUGUACCACUUCUUGAAGUGCUUGCCAGUUUAAGAGAGGCCUAAAAUAACACAGCAUAUUUUAUUUA